AACCUUUUGUUGGAUCCAAAUUUUUUCUGAGUUUGUCAGUAAUGGGUACUUUGAAAUACCGGUUAAGGGCAAAGGUUGAGAUCGAGAAUGUAGCUGAAGACUUCUCUUGCUGGCAGCGUUACGGUGGGAAUCUGUCUGAGAAGUCUUCAGCUGUUGAAGAACCAGAAACUGCUUCUGUUGGCUGGGGCGCAGGUGUUGAUCAUUCUGGUGAAUCAACUUCACAUGGUGGUAUGCUCGGAUGGCAUUGGCAUAAGGAUCCUAGAUUGGAUUGUCUUGGCUUUAGGGGGAUUUUCCCCUCUGGUACAACCCCACCUUUAGUUGAGGCUGAUAAAGAAACAGAUGUAGAGAAUUAUCUUUUGUGGAGAGGAGAGAAGGGAGUUGCAGAAGGCUCAAUUGAAAUUCCAAAAGGUGAGGCAAUCCCCCUGGAAUGCAAUCUUGUAGGUCUAAAUGCUAUAAGCUUCGACAAAGGAUGCUAUGUGGGCCAAGAACUCAUAGCUUGCACACACCAUCGGGUGGUUAUUCGCAAGCGCUUGCUUCCUUUGAAGUUUCUUAAUAAUAAUGGAAAAGAAGUAGAGGAGAAAGUUGCUCCUGGUUCUGAAAUGAUUGACACUGUCUCAGGGAAGAAGGUAGGUACUGUGACCAUGGCCCUUGGCUGUCGUGGAAUGGAUGUUUUGCGGUUGGAUGAAGCCUUUAAAGUCGGUUCCUUGAUCAUACAAGGACGGGAAGAUGUUAAGGUUGACACGAUUAGACCAGAAUUGUGGCCUUCUGACUGGUAUCAAGACCAUCAACAACACAGUGCAGUUGCGUAGGACGCAUAUCCUUUUUAUGCAAGAUGUACCUGGUUUGCCAGUCCUGGCACUUUGUAGAGUUUAGAACUGCUAACUUGUAUUUAAAAAAAUAAUAAUAAUAAAGAAAAUAAAAGCAGUUUUUCACAAUGAUACUGUCAAUGUGGCAAAAAGCUUGCUUAGACUGUGCUUAGGCACCACUUAAGCUCUAGGCAAUGCUCAACUACCUUUCCUAGGCCUUAGGCUGUAGAGCCAUACGUUUCUUCUAUUUUUUUGGAUUUAUUUUUUCGUUUUAUUUUGACAUUUUUUGCAAAAAAAUAAAAAUGCUUAAUGGUG
Messenger RNA from Rubroshorea leprosula, 1121 nucleotides. NCBI's taxonomy places the organism in Eukaryota, Viridiplantae, Streptophyta, Magnoliopsida, Malvales, Dipterocarpaceae. The record is from the annotation of a GenBank genome assembly.